GCCAUUUUUAUUAUCUUCACUCUUCACACAAUUCAGCACUGAUUAAAUAGCAUUCAAAAGCUGCAACACUUGAAGUUCACAGCUCACAAUCCUUAGGAUUUCCAAGGAAACCUUUUAUCUUGAUCCUCUGCACAUCCAAUACACAAGAAUUUCAGCUGAUGAAGAUGAUUACCAUGUCACUCAUGUGUGGAAAUUAUAUAAGUGGAAGAGGGCUUGAAGAUCCUGCCAUUGAUUUGAUACAUCCAUGCCUUGGAAAAGACCACCUGGCUAAUUAUUUUCUUGGGUGUUCUUCCAAAAGUGCAUUUAUUAUCUGGCCAAAGUAUUUAAGCGGUUCAAGGAAUAGAAAAGACCAAAAGUUUCAUGUUGUUGCAAAGAUUAUAAAGGGAAAGAAGCAUGAUUAUCCAUGGCCUGAUAAAAUGGAUCCAAAUAUCAGUAGUGGAUAUUUAACUUACCUGUCUCACUUUAAGCCUCUGGCAGAGAAACCAAAACCUGUGACACUAGAUUUUGAGAAGCCACUGGUUGAUCUAGAGAAAAAGAUUAUAGAGGUACGUAGAAUGGCAGAUGACACAGGUUUAGACUUUAGUAAUCAAAUUGGAGCUCUGGAGAGCAAGUAUCAACAGGCUCUGAAAGAUCUAUACAAGCAUUUAACACCUAUUCAACGGUUGAUGAUUGCUCGACAUCCCAAUAGGCCAACAGUUCUUGAUCAUAUACUUAAUAUCACAGACAAGUGGCUUGAGCUUCAUGGAGACCGUGCUGGCUAUGAUGAUCCAGCAAUUGUGACUGGUAUAGGGAGUAUAGAUGGAAAGAGUUACAUUUUUAUUGGCCAUCAAAAAGGUAGGAACACAAAGGAAAACAUUGCUCGCAACUUUGCAAUGCCAACUCCUCAUGGCUACCGCAAAGCAUUGCGCAUGAUGAAAUAUGCUGAUCACCAUCAAUUCCCCAUCAUUACAUUUGUUGACACUCCUGGGGCCUUUGCUGAUCUAAAGUCUGAGGAACUUGGUCAAGGUGAGGCGAUAGCCAAAAAUUUAAGGACUAUGUUUGGUCUCAAGGUACCAAUAAUAACAGUGGUAACUGGGGAAGGUGGUUCAGGUGGUGCACUUGCCAUUGCCUGUGCAAAUAAAUUGUUUAUGCUCGAGAACUCUGCCUUUUAUGUUGCAAGUCCUGAAGCUUGUGCUGCAAUAUUGUGGAAAUCAUCCAAAUCCUCUCCUAAGGCAGCUGAAAAGCUAAAAAUAACAGCACAAGAACAUUACAGACUCGGAAUAGCUGAUGGUGUCAUUCCUGAGCCACUAGGUGGGGCACAUGCUGAUCCUACAUGGACUUCUCAACAAAUCAAGCUUGCAAUCACUCAGGCCAUGGAGGAGUUGACAAAAAUGGAUGCAGAGGAGUUGCUACACCAUAGACAUCUCAAGUUUCGGUCAACUGGAGGCUACCAAGAAGGCAUACCUGUGGAACCAGAGAGGAAACGCAACAUGAAGCCAUCUGAGGUCAACUCAACAAAGAUCAGUGAUAUUGAGUCAGAGCUCCAAAGUCUCGAGAAGAAAAUUUUAGAAGCAAAAGGACCGGUUGAACUUGAUUCACUCACAAAGGAAGCACUUCAAAAGCUGGUGAAAGAAGCUGACCAAGAGAUAACUGAAGCACUCAUUUCAAUGGAUUUGGCCGAAAAAGUUCAAUCUGCGAAGAUGGAACUAUCUAAAGUCUCCUCAAACCAACCCCUCAAUAGCAACUUAAAGGAGAAAGUGGACAAAAUAGUGAAAGAAAUGAAGACCAAGAUGUCUCAGCCAGCGGCCUAUCUUGGAUUGAAACAGAAGCUUCAGAAGCUGGACAAUGCCAACAGGCUCAUUGAGAUGAAGUUGAAACAAGAAGAAUUGAAACAAGAGCUGAAUCAGAAACUUGGUGAUGACACCAAAGCAAAGAUGGAAAACUUGAAGGUUGCAUUGGCAAAGGUACCAAAAGGGGAGUCACCAAACAAGGAAUUGGUGGAGAAAGCAAUGGAAGUCAUGAAGGAGUUGGAAGAGGUGUUGAAAUCAGCCAACUUGGAGAUUGUUGGGGUAGUCGAGAGAAGUGUGGUGAGUCCGCCACCAGAUGUUAAAGAGAAGAUAACAGAGUUGAGGAAUGAGAUCAUGAGUGAAAUUGAUAGAGUGGUAAAUGAAGAAGGUCUUAAGGGCCAAAUCAAGGAGUUGGAGAAUGAGAUAGCUCGAGUUUCAAAUUCUGAGGAUGUACAAAAGAUGGAGGAAGGUAUUAAGGAGAGGAUUCUUGCUGCAUUGGAUGUCAAAGCACUGAAGGAAAAGAUUGAGAGACUGAGAGAAGAGUUGGGAUCCUCAUCCAAGGAUGUUUAUGAAAACAAGAUUGGUGUUGGAAUCCUCAUCCAAGAGUUGGAGUCCUUGAGAAAGUGAAUUAUGAAUCUAAUUCAAUAAUAUAAAAUUAACUUAUAAAGUAAUGAUUGUUCUCGUUA
This is a messenger RNA of Cajanus cajan (pigeon pea), 2452 nucleotides long. RefSeq names its product acetyl-coenzyme A carboxylase carboxyl transferase subunit alpha, chloroplastic. NCBI's taxonomy places the organism in Eukaryota, Viridiplantae, Streptophyta, Magnoliopsida, Fabales, Fabaceae. Gene Ontology annotation, cellular component: acetyl-CoA carboxylase complex. The record is from RefSeq and is a predicted model, not a curated record. Gene Ontology annotation, molecular function: acetyl-CoA carboxylase activity; carboxyl- or carbamoyltransferase activity. Gene Ontology annotation, biological process: fatty acid biosynthetic process.